This is a messenger RNA of Racocetra persica, 397 nucleotides long. NCBI's taxonomy places the organism in Eukaryota, Fungi, Glomeromycota, Glomeromycetes, Diversisporales, Gigasporaceae. The record is from the annotation of a GenBank genome assembly.
AUGUCCACAACGCCCUACUUGAUUACUGAUUCCUCUGCUGAAUCUUCUUCUGAAGAUAUUCAACAUUCCUUUCAGGCAACAAAUUUUGACCAUACUGAAAAUUAUAUAAAUCUCAAAGGUCCUAUCAAUUCGAGUUCUAAAAAUUCUAAUAAACAUGAUUGUCAUGAGCAUUCUGCUAAAAUUGGUCGCUCUAAGGAAAAACGCUUAAGAAUUAGAAGAAAGCUUGACCUGGUUUGUGAAUAUAUUGAUGAAUUAAGUGAUGAACUUAGCGACGAAGCCUUUAAAAUUUGCAAAAUAUGCAAAAGUAAAUGGGCUGAAGGAACAUCAAUUUCAACUGUAAAACGUCACUUUCAAAAAAAACAUCCACUUAUCUUUAAAGGUCUUCAAAAAGACUCAA